This is a messenger RNA of Calypte anna (Anna's hummingbird), 1166 nucleotides long. It is a transcript of the gene INO80B, whose product is annotated as INO80 complex subunit B. Gene Ontology annotation, biological process: chromatin remodeling. The coding region runs from base 46 to 1035 and encodes 329 amino acids. Gene Ontology annotation, cellular component: Ino80 complex. The transcript has 5 exons. The record is from RefSeq and is a predicted model, not a curated record. Lineage: Eukaryota; Metazoa; Chordata; Aves; Apodiformes; Trochilidae.
CCGUCAUGGCGGCCCCCCCGGGCCCGGUGUUCCCGGUAGCGGCGGAUGAGCAAGGCCUGGCGGCGGGGCGGGAUGGAGCGCGGCGAGCAGGGGGAGGAGGCGGAGGGCGGGCACGGUUCGCACAAGAAGAAGCACAAGAAGCACAAGAAGAAGCACAAGAAGAAACAUCACCAGGAGGCGGGGGGGCCGCCCCCGGAGCCCCUCCGCAAGCCCCAGCUCAAGCUGCGGAUCAAGCUGGGGGGGCAGAUCCUGGGCACCAAGAGUGUCCCCACGUUCACGGUGGUCCCCGAAGCGCCGCGGUCCCCCUCCCCGCUGAUGGGGGCAGAGGAGGAGGAGGAGGAACCCACCGAGGGGGUCCCCAUCGAGCAGUACCGGGCCUGGCUGGAUGAGGACAGCAACCUGGACCCUUCGCCCCUGCCCGACCUGGACUCAGAGAGCUGCUUCCCCCCCCGCGAGGAGGAGGAGGAGGAGGAAGAGCGCUGGCUGGACGCCCUGGAGAAGGGCGAGCUGGACGACAACGGGGAGCUCAAGAAGGAGGUGGAUGAGUCCCUGCUGACCGCCCGACAGAAAGCCCUCCUGCACAAGCAGCAGAGCCAGCCGCUGCUGGAGCUGCCCAUGGGCUACAAGGCGAAGGAGCUGACGGAGGAGAUGCUGGUGAAGCGGGAGGAGCGGGCACGGAAGCGGCGGCUGCAGGCGGCCAAGAAGGCGGAGGAGAACAAGAACCAGACCAUCGAGCGCCUGACCAAGACCAACAAGGCCAAGGUGAAGACGCUGCGGGAGCGCAAGGCCAAGCCGGCCCCCUGCCCCGUCGUGCACUACUGCAACGCCGCCGACGCCAUCACCGUCUCCUUCCCGGCCGGAGUCCCUCUGCCGCUGCCCCCCGCCCCGCCGCGGCCCCCGCCCCCCGCCCCCCUCCUCUGCGGGGUCCCCGGCUGCCCCAACCCCAAGCGCUACAGCUGCUCCCGCACCGGGCGGCCGCUCUGCAGCCUCGCCUGCUACCGCCGCAACCUGGGCCUGCAGGAGGCCGCGGCGUAGGGCGGGGGUCCCGGCCGGCCCCCAGCAUGGACACGGGGGGCUGGGGUUGGAAGGGGAGGGGUCCUGGGGGGCGUCCCGGGGCUGGUCCCGCGGUGGUGCCGCAGGGCAGAUUAAAGGCUGCGGGUGAAGCA